AUGCUCUUGGAAGAUUGUGCGAAGGAUUGUGUGUAUUUUGAUUCUGCACUGGUGAAAGAAACAAAUGAAGAAGUUGUUUCACAAUCAGUUAAGACAGAUAAUGAUAGUGACUGUAAUCGUGAUAGUUAUAUUUGCUUAAAUUAUGAACUCUUGGUUCCUGCAAAGCUGUACACUCUUGGUCAAUCGGAAUGGACCAAAGAUUUAAAGAAAAAUAACAGGAAGCAAGAACUGAUUUUCGAACGUGAUAUUCUAAUGACUGAGCAACAUAAUGAGGCUAUAAGAACAGCACUCCCUCAUGUUCAAAUACUGACAAGAAAAAGGCGUAAUUCGAAUGAUGGACUCACACGAAAUGCAAAUGAUCAAGAGGAAGGAAGAUUUCUCCAGGAAGAACAGGAUGAAUUAGGCAACCAAAGUGGUGAUGAAAAGAAAAGGAAAGAUUGUGAGGUAGAGGAAGAAUGUAGCAGUAUAUUGUUUGAUGAAAAAAACGAAGACUCCCUUAUAGAAAGCAUUGAUAAAAGUAAGUUAAUAAAUAAAACGAGGUUACUGAUCUCAAAACCAUCUGAAAAUAUAUCUGAAUACAAACUGUCAAGUGGUGGUGACUUAUUAACCAUGUUUAAAAAAUAUCAAAAAAGUAUCCCAAAGUGCCGUCGAGUUACUACACCAGCAUAUUGGGGUAUAUUGGAUCUAACUCGAGAGAGUCUGACACUGGAUUAUCUUCAAGAAUAUUUCAAUAAGAACUGUGAAGAAAGUCAUCAAAUAAAGGAUAUAAAGAAGUUUCAUACGAACAUUCAAUUCAUAAAAGAGAAUAUGUAUUCGUUUAAUGACUCUAUGACCGAGGAAGAAUUGAAAAUGAUUUUCACCUUCCCAAUUUUUCGCUCUAUUCUUCAACUAAAUAUAGUUAAAGAUGCAUGGGGCGAAAUUCAGAGCAUGUUUAGGAUGAAAAGUCAACAUGAAGAGAACGCUAAAAAAUACCCAAAUAAAUUUGAAGCUCUUUUCGGCGAAGUGUCUGAUAGUAUGACAUCACUAGGCAUUUCUUCUUCAUUCCGUAAAAAACAAUAUUUAGAUAAAAAAAAAUUUGGUAGUCUAUGGAUGGAUCCAAGUGGGUAUGUUAAUAUUCACAUAAACCUAAUAUAUAGUUCUCGUUUAUCUGGCUUACUAAUUGAUACAGUUCAUUCAACACAGGAAGACGAUUGUGGGCUUUUUGAAGACAUAUAUUGUAUACUAAAGGAACUUAAUUCAGUGAAAGAAUUGUAUCAAAGUAAUAUGUUGAGAAAGCGUCGUCGAACUACAAUGGAAAAUAGUCUCACUUUGAAUAUGAAUAGAACACCAGAUUAA
This is a messenger RNA of Funneliformis mosseae, 1335 nucleotides long. The record is from the annotation of a GenBank genome assembly. Lineage: Eukaryota; Fungi; Glomeromycota; Glomeromycetes; Glomerales; Glomeraceae.